UACAAGUCAGCAGGCGGCGAAGGGAUUGCAGACAGUGACGGGUUCGCAGACGAUGAAGGGAUCGAGUCCACAGACGUCAAGUAAAGAUGACACAGGGGGCUGUGAAUGCGGAACCGGCGGAACUGGACCUGGGUACGCGACGCCUCUGGAUGCCAUGAAAGGUCCCAGAGAGAGACUCAUCUACGUUCCCUGCAUCUUAACGGGCACCGGCACCCAAGCCCCCGACUACCUGGCUACGGUGGACGUAGACCCAGAAUCUCCGACUUAUUGCAAGGUGAUCCACCGCCUAACGAUGCCUUACAUCGGCGACGAACUCCACCACUCCGGGUGGAACACCUGCAGCAGCUGUUUCGGGGAUGUCACCAAGAAGCGGAACAGGCUGAUACUUCCCUGCCUCGGCUCCUCUCGCAUUUAUGUGGUGGACACGGGGACUGACCAGAGGGCUCCCAGGCUCUUCACGGUGAUUGAGCCAAGAGAUGUUUUCCAGAAAUGCGACCUGGCUUUGCUGCACACCUCUCACUGCCUGGGCAGCGGGGAAGUCAUGAUCAGCGCAAUAGGGGACCCGCGUGGCAACGGAAAAGGUGGUUUUGUCCUUCUGGAUGCGGAGACCUUCGAAGUGAAGGGGAACUGGGAGAGACCGACUCAAGCGGCCCCCCAAGGGUACGACUUCUGGUACCAGCCGAGGCACAACGUCAUGGUCAGCACUGAAUGGGGGGUGCCCAAAUUCUUCGUCACCGGGUUCAACCCAGCUGACCUGGGGAAAGGGCGCUACGGCCGUCGCCUGAACGUCUGGGACUGGACCACCCACUGCCUUCUCCAGUCGAUCGACUUAGGGGAGGACUCCGCCCCCUUCAAGGUCCGGUUCCUGCACAACCCCGACGCGGCGCACGGAAUGGUGGCCUGCCUACUCCAGGGCACCGUCUAUCACUUCUACAAGACGCAGGAUGGAAGUUGGACAGCAGAUAAAGUGAUUGCGGUUCCGAACAAGAAAGUGUCAGGGUGGUUAUUACCCGAAAUGCCAGCCUUUAACACCGACAUGGUCAUUUCAUUGGACGAUCGGUUCAUGUACAUGAGCAACUUCAUCCAUGGCGACAUCCGUCAGUAUGACAUCACUGACCCUUUCUGCCCCAGGCUGGUUGGCCAGGUGUGGGUAGGCGGCAGCAUCCCAAAAGGCGGGGUGGUCACCGUCCUUGAAGAUCCGGAGCUGAAUGGCCAACCUGAUCCUUUCAUGAUCCAGGGAAGGAGAGUCUACGGAGGACCCCAAAUGCUUCAGCUCAGCUUGGAUGGCAAGAGACUCUAUGUCACCAACAAUCUGUACACUCCGUGGGACAAGCAGUUUUACCCCGAACUGGUCAGGGAAGGUUCCGUCAUGCUGCAGAUCGACGUGGACACUGAAUGUGGAGGUCUGUGCCUGAACGAAGACUUCCUGGUCGAUUUCGGGAAGGAGCCCUGCGGGCCCGCCCGGGCUCACGAGAUGCGUUACCCUGGGGGAGACUGCACCUCGGAUAUCUGGGUCUAGGUGGGGAGCGUGUGGGCCUGGAGACUACCCCAAGAUGGCGGCGGAAUAGCAGCACUGGUUGCAACGUUCCGCAAGCGACUUCAUUUUCUUGCUCUUUAUCUUACUAAAAACCUUCUGCUUAGUAAUUUGCACAAUACGAGUGUUCCUCCAGUUUGAAGCAGCUGCUGUUUUAAGGAAUCUGUCUCUUGCAAUCAGCCUCAAGUUGCUACAAGUUACUGGUCGACUCUGCAUUUGUCUCUCCCACCGGUGUCCCGGCCUUCUGACUCUGUCUUCAAAAAAGCUGUUUACGUUUGGUUUCGUUUUCACACCCCGGCAGUGCUAGCAUACUGUUGCAUGUCUGCAUAUGUUUAUCGCCCUCUCGUGGCAG
This is a messenger RNA of Gekko japonicus, 1886 nucleotides long. It is a transcript of the gene SELENBP1, whose product is annotated as selenium binding protein 1. The record is from RefSeq and is a predicted model, not a curated record. Bases 53 to 1519 code for a protein of 488 amino acids. Lineage: Eukaryota; Metazoa; Chordata; Lepidosauria; Squamata; Gekkonidae. The transcript is spliced from 12 exons. Gene Ontology annotation, molecular function: selenium binding; protein binding.